AUGACAUGUAUUUUUAUUUUAACCAAUCAGAAUCAAGCAUUGCCUUCCGUUCGGAGCUUACUUGGUACCAAAUUCAAAUCUCUGAUUUUGUAUGUACAUUCUCUCGGAAAUUACCCUUCCACUAGCAUAAUGCUGUCAAUAAGGAGCCGACUACAAGUCUUGAAUGAAAUUGCGCGUGAUGAAAUGUCUGAAAAUCCAAUAAAAGAAGAUGUUGCCAAACAGAAAGCAAUCCAAGAAGCCAAGAGAGAGAAACGGCGAAGAAAAAUCAUAAAUGAGAUUUUUGAAACUGAGAAGACCUACCUCAACCAUCUUGAUCUGAUACAAAAUCCAAGACUAUAUUCAAUGUAUGCUAAUAACCACAGUCAGGCACUUACCACUCUGCAGGAGUGGCUGCAAAAAAGCUCUGAAUUUGCAGAUUUUAUUCAGAAACAGGAAUCUUUGUCAGAUGUUAAUGGGUUAAAACUGAAUGCUUUGCUGAUAACUCCAGUACAAAGAGUCCCCAGGUACAAAUUGUUAUUGGAUGAUUUGUUAUCCCAGACACUAACAAAUCAUCAUGAUUAUUAUAGUUUGCAAGAUGCCACUAAACAAGUGAGCCACAUUGCUUGUCACAUUAAUGAACAUAUCAGGCAGCAUGAGAACUUCCAGAAAAUGUUAUCCAUUCAAAAGUCUUUGGGAACAGCACCCAAAAUUCUUUCACCUGGUCGGGAAUUCAUCAAAGAAGGAACACUUAAAAAGGUUGCCCGCAAAGGUGGAGGCAAAUCCCAUGAUCGAAUGUUCUUCCUUUUCUCGGAUAUGUUGCUCUAUGGCAAACCUAAGCUCCUGGAUACAGCCAAUUCAUACACUUGCAGCUGUGUUCUGCCACUUCGCCAUUGCUCUGUGCAACGUUUGUUUAUAAACAACAAAAAACUCGAAGGAGGAGGAAUGUUUCAGAUAACCUGUAAAGAAGAAAUACUUGUCCUUUAUUCUCUUGAUCCUGAUGAUGUUUCUUCAUGGGUUGAUGCACUGGAAUCUGCUAUUAGAAAACUUUCUGAAAACAGAUCAACUCUGCGCAAACCAAGUAGUAACAAGGUGCCAUUACGUGGUAGAACUCUACGACAAAAGAAAUCGGAAAAGAAAAAUGGCAGAAGGAAUCUACAACAAACUUUACAGCUUUUUCAUGAUGAGAAUGCAGUAUCAGUCUCUCCUGAAGAUUCUCCUCUGAGAGAGGAGAAGGCUGGACAGGUCCCAUCUCAAACAUCACCUGCAAUUCUCCAGGAACAACAUGUCAAUCUUGAUAUUUCUUUCAAGCGAAAAUGGGAGGAGGAGGCCCAACAGCUUUCAGUCGGGGAGGUAAGCAGUCAAAUUGCUUUAGUUUAA
This is a messenger RNA of Acanthosepion pharaonis, 1356 nucleotides long. Lineage: Eukaryota; Metazoa; Mollusca; Cephalopoda; Sepiida; Sepiidae. The record is from the annotation of a GenBank genome assembly.